UGCAAAGACACCUGCAGUGUGGUUGGAACAUGAUCAAACAUCCCAGAGAAGGCAAAACUUAGAAGAAAAGAAAACGUCUUUAACAUACACAGAUCCUCUGCACGUUGAUACUUUCUCAGAUCACAAGUACAGUAAUCGAAGUACAUCUUUGAAGAGAUGCAGUAGUUCCAGCAGGAAUGAUACAUAUAAAUCAACAACGCAAUAUGUUUUCACCGACGUGAAGGGGCGUCAUCACAAAAGAAGAUCUGGAAACGAGAAAAUUGUUGACGUGGUUCCACCUAAAAGUCCUCAUAGUAGUUCAAACAAUGAUGCCCGUAGCGCACUAGCCAGUAACAAGAAUAAGUGGCACAGCAUCUACCGAAACACAGCAGCAGACGAUAGAUGCCAAACGCAAAAUUUAAAGAAAAAUGUCCCAAUUGUUGAGGUUGAUGCAGCUACCAAAACCUGUUCAAGUGGAAAUUUGUCCAGCAAUGACUUCACUUCUGAUAGCUUGCCUAAGAAGAAUGACCGACUUAAAUCUGUCACUCAAGAAGCCCGUUACAAGAACAUUGCUACAGUUGUUGAGAUGGAUAUGUCUAAUCAAACCUGCUCAAAUCGAAAUUUGUUCAGCAAUGACUUCACUACCCAUAGCUUGUUCAAGAAGAAUGUUCCACUGCAACCACUGUCACGGAAGCAAACAAGUUCCUUUGACGACAAAGACAAUGUAAUGAGCUCAAAGAGAGAUAUUUAUACCGCACAUGAAAAGACGCUACCUGUUUCUUGUAAGGAAGAUAUGCCUUCAAAUGUCCAUUGUCACGAGCAGGAGAGUGAAGAAAAAAUAGAAAAGCAGAAUCUGUCAAAAAAAGAACAACAGAGAAAACAGCAGGGGCAAGACAAGCAACAGCAAGAACAACAGCGACAAAAACAGCAGCAACAAAAACAACGGAAACGAGAACCACAACGACAGCAGCAGCAGCAUCAACAACAACAACAACGACAACAAAAGCGUCAGCAACAAAAACAGCAGCAACAACAACAGCCACAAAAACAACUGUCGUUGCAGCAACAACAACAACAGCAACAAGGAAGAAAAGACAAAGAUAGUGAAAAACUUCUAAUUUUGCUUCAACAGCAAAUAGCUUUACAACAGCAGCAACAAGCAAAACAACAGCAGCAGCAACAACAACAACAACAACAACAACAACAACAACUACUGCUAAUGCAACAGUAUCAACAACAACAACAACAACAACAACAACAACAACAACAACAACAAAUACUACUAAUGCAACAGUAUCAACAACAACAACCACACCAGCAACAACGACAACAACAACUACUACUAAUGCAACAGUACCAACAACAGCAACAACACAAACUAAUGCAACAUUAUCAACAACAACAACAACAACAACAACAACAACAACAACAACAACAACAACAACAACAACAACAACAACAACAACAACAACAACAGAAGCCAAACAAUCACGUAGUCCAGCUUCGUGGAUUCACCCUGGAUACCGGUCAGCAAGAAAUUCGGAAGUUCAUUAAAGACCAGUGCGAGGGUGUGGAAAUUUUAAAUCUUGUUAAAGCAGAAGAGAAGUGCUUCUGUCUAAAGCUAAAGUCACAAGACGAUUGCCAAAAAGUAUACGAAACUUUACGAGGAUCGUCUUUUAAAGAUGCAGAAAUAAAAGCAACUUGGAAAAGACCACCAAAAGAAAUCAAGCAGGACAAACUAUAUGUUGUCGUGAAAAAUGUACAUCCAAAUAUUAGCAAGAAAGAUGUAAAGAACUAUUUCGUAAACUGUCAAGGCGUUGUUGAUAUUAACGUAACAAAAGAAGGCAAAUUAACUUACGCACGCGUGUAUUUUACGUCCGUAAAUUCUGCUGGCGAAGCGAUAGAGCAAAUGAAUGGAUUUCGUGUUGGAGGGGAAAAGCUUGAAGUAACAGCAGGUGUUGGAAUAUCAGAAGAAUUAGAAUGGAGAAAAUUAGAACGUCAGUUUCAGGAGUAUUCAGAGCCUGUGCAGGAGCAGAAAAAAUAUCUUCUCACUAAAAAUGACGAAAAACUAAAGGUUCUUGAAACUAGCAUCCCUGAUUUACGACCGCAGCGAAAACAUGUUUCACGUGAAGAAUUUAAUCGUCGUAAAGAAACAAGAAAAACAUACGAAGGGAAAAAGCAAGAGCUUAUUGAGCAAAGAAACGAGUUUCAAAAGAAAUUCCAACAACUUUUAGAAAGCUUUAAUCAGCAAAUUAAAGAUCACCGAAGUGUUAGCAACAAGAAAGGAAUCGAAGAUAUUUUGAAAACUCACAAACAUAUAACUGACAGGGAAUUUAGAAAGUUUAAGGCAAGUUUACCGAUUUAUGCGAAGCGUACGGAAAUCUUAGAAACUGUCGGUGGUAGUCAGAUUGUGGUUCUUGUUGGGGAAACGGGUUCUGGGAAAAGUACACAAUUGGCGCAAUAUUUAGCGGAGGAAACGUGGAGUCAAGGUAAAAAGAUUGUUGUAACGCAACCUCGAAAGAUUGCAGCAAUAAGUUUAGCAAAGCGCGUUUCUGAAGAGUAUGGAUGUAAGGUUGGCCAAGAAGUAGGAUAUCAUGUUGGUUUAGAUAAGAAAACCAAUAAAAAGACAAUUAUCAAGUUUGUUACUGACCGUAUUUUAUUGAACGAAGUUCUGAAAGGCGGCGAGACGAUGCAACAAUAUUCGUGUAUUGUUAUCGACGAAGCGCAUGAAAGAUCUAUUCACACAGAUUUACUUGUGGCCAUGUUGAAGCGACAGCUCACUUCGUUUCCUCGUCUUAAGCUCAUCGUAACGUCGGCUACGUUGAAUAUCGAGGUGUUCCGAAGAUAUUUCGGCAAUUGUCCCUUGGUGAAAGUGCCAGGUAGGACAUUUCCCGUAGAGCCUGUUUAUGCAAGAGAAAGACCUGAAGAUUAUGAUUAUGUUGAUGGUGUGUAUGAGAAGGUGAUGGAGGUUUGUGAAAGCGGAGAACAGGGAGAUAUUCUCGUGUUUUUGACGCAGCAGAAUGAAAUUGAGAAGACAUGUGAUAAAUUACAGAAGAAACUAGGAAGGGGAAGUAUCAUCCUUCCACUUCAUGGAAAGUUACAAUCAGAUGAACAACAGAAGGUACUUCAAUACUUUUGUAUAUUAUAUUAGAAGGAGAAAGUUUUAGAUUGGAUCCUCGUAUUUCGCGUGUGAAUAUAUUUCCCUUUGAUGAUGAUCCCAAUUGCAACCUUGACUCUAAAUGUUUGUUUGUUCGAAAAACAUCCUAAGAUUUGGAUUUAGUGCUACAUAUAUUAAUAUUACACUGAAUAACUUGAGAAUGAUUCAAUGUGUCAAAAAUAUAAAAAUAUGAUUUGAUCAUGUACUGUCACAUUGACGCGUGUAAAAUUAUUAUCAUCUUUUGGUCGGUUGUCCACAGGCUGAGUACUAGGACCUGGGCUACUACCAAACUUUGAAACAACUUAUCUCAGACACAGCUCUUGUGAAACCCUUAUUCCUACAAAUCUCGUGGAUUUAUUGAACGUUUUGGGGGAAGCCGGGUAGCAGAUGUGAAACCUCAGGUGUUAGACCGAGUUAAAGGGAUAUGGCAAUAAAAAUUAACUUUGUCUUAUUUGAAAGAAAUUUUAAAGUUAUAUAUGAAGACCCUUUACAACGUUUUCGUACCUUGCUUGGUUUUCGAAGUAUUUUCACGAAAAAUAGUGUGCAGUCCGCCAUCUUGGUAUUAUCGUGGAUUGCAAAGUAACUGGAUAGAAAACGUCCUGAUCGUCACAGUCUAAACCUAGUUGCAAUCUGUGACGUCACGCGUAUUGCAAAUAUACCAAAGUUCUCCAAACUGGUCUAAUUGUUUUAAAAACAUGCCUAAGCCACGACAAAGUAUUCAAGGUAAAUGUUUUUCGUCUUUGUUUUGUAUUUUACAUUUGUAGAGCUACGAAAUUGGUGUCGCCAAUUUUAACAACAUUUGCGAUGCAUUUUUCACUGUUUAGUGCUUGAAAUAUUUGCUAAAAUUGACUGGAAAUACUUAGAGAUUUCAUCGUAGAAUGGCGUAGUUAUCUUUAUUUGCUCAUUGACUAAAAUGUUUCGCUGUAUUAUUGCUAAACAUGCCGUUUUUGAGAACUUGGUUUGCAACUAGGUUUCAACAUCCAAUCACGCCAUCAGCCGAUUGAAAACAUUAGGUCACGUCAGCUAGUUUCCUAUCCAUUUAUUUUAUUAUCCAUGGUAUCAUAAUUGGCCUAAUUAACUGAGUUUUUGAUGACAUCACUUGGAUUACAAACCCUAACAUCCUAAUAUUAAUUCCACCAAGUGAAGUGCAAGAAUCUAAGUCAUUCAAGUCCACCUUAUCACAACCCGCACACCCGAUUACCUAUAUACACAUGAACUUACGGUUACAGCUCAACAGCUGGCCUCCGUGGCUCAGUUGGUUAGAGCGCUGCUCCGGAAUCGCAGGGCCGUAGGUUCAAUUCCUACUGGAGGACCUUGUGCUGCAUUUUUCGCAGUCGUUCCUGGUUAGGUCUUAAAAUGUAUAUAUUCUCACUUGGAUUACAAACCCUAUUAUCCUAAUAAACUUGUUAAAACUUCUUCAUGUGGGACUAAAUUUCUUCGAAAAAUUUCUUAAAAUGUUGCGAGUUAAUUUAGUACUAAAAAGACUUCGGAAAAUCGAGUUUCAUAUUCAUAAUGACAUGUGGUUUGCAAGAUAAAAAUUUCGCUUUUUACCCUACUUGUGACGUAUGCAUAUCGAAUGCAUAUCAAAGAUGGCGGAAUGCACGCUGCUUUUGAUCAAAAUAAGUCGAUUUAUUUCAAAAACCAAGCAAGAUACGGAAUAAUUGUAAAGGAAGUUGUUUAUACAUCAUUUUAAAUGUUCUUUCAAAUAAGACAAACUUAUUUUACAUUGCCAUAUCCCUUUAAAUAGACAAAAGAGGUAUGUGCCAGCGUAAAUGGUGACAAUAACAUGUAGACGUUCGUGCGUGAGUUCGUGUACUUUCCGACAAAGGACAUUCGCUCGAGACGUUUUACUGUAUUUUUCAGGCAGUUUAAUCCCUCUUAAAUAUUUUUGAAUUUCUGUUUUUUCAAGGUAUUUGACGCACCGCCUGAGGGAAAAAGAAAAAUCGUUGUCGCAACAAACAGUGCAGAGACGUCACUCACCAUUGAUGGCAUUCGUAUUGUUAUUGAUUCAGGCAUGGUGAAAGAGCCGUCCUUCGAUCCUGCUAGAAAUAUGACCACUUUGGAUGUUAAACUUGUGAGCCAGAGUUCUGCUAAACAGCGGACUGGUAGGGCAGGUACGUUUUUACAGAACUUACGAACACGAUUGGGAACGAACGAAUGGCGGAUAUAGUAGGCGCGCAGUUCCUUACAGUUGUUACUUGAUGUACAAUUACCCUUACAAUUAUCAUGAAGUAUUGUUACGUAUAACAGGACCUUUAUUUUUAGCGGGAUGUAUAUUUCUGUUCAGGAUAACUAAAACCUGUAAUUUUCUUUAUUGCUAGGUCGUACAGGGCCGGGCAAGUGUUACUGUAUGUAUACAGAAGAAGAUUACAACAACAUGGACUCAAGUACAAAACCAGAGAUUUUAAAAAUGCAUCUUGGAAUGGCUGUCCUUCAGUUGCUGAGUUUAGGAGUCACAGAUAUCGAGAAGUUUGACUUUGUUGAGAGUCCACCUCCUUCUGCGCUGAAGAAAGCACGAGAGAGCUUGAAACUACUGGGUGCUUUGAACCCUGAUGGAACAUUGAACCAUUUAGGCGAAGAAAUGCUUCAACUACCAACUGAACCACAGCUAUCAAAGGCGCUGCUCGAGGGACUGGACCGAGGGUGUGGUGAUGACGUCAUCAUUGCCGCGGCACUUAUGUCGAGCGGACAUGACGUUUUCUAUCGAGGAACCGUUGAGAAGAGAAACGAGUGCGCGAUUCAAAAACAAGAAUUCUGCCAGACCAGUGGUGAUCUCCUGAGUGCAAUCGAUGUGUAUAAAACGUGGUUUGCGAUGUCAUCUAAGCCUAAGAUUCAAGUAGCCUGGUGCAAGGAGAAUGCAUUGAAUUCCAAAUUACUUCGCUCUGCUCGAGAAACUGGUAACGAGAUUCGAGAUGCGCUCUCUAAAAUACGACCUAGACUCAACUUACAAGUGACAGCAGAAAACAUCCAGGAAUCUCUCAGUAAAAGUUUGUUAGCUGGAUAUUUUGAAAAUAUAGCUUGGUCAUUUGGUCAUGAGAAGCUCGGCUAUAUGACGGUUUCGUCCGAUCAGAAAGCCAUAAUUCAUCCUUCGUCUGUUCUCUCCAGUCUUGGUGAUCAGCCUGAAUGGGUACUGUACCAGCAACUUAAACGCACGAAUCAGGUAUUCUUACUUAAUCUAACACCAAUACACUAUGACUGGAUCGCGGAAGUUGCUAUGCAUAUGUUACAGUAUGUUGAUGAAGAAACCAUUGCAAGAUCACGAGUUGUACGACACAGGAUCUACCCAAUUGGUCCAGAGCUGGUUAAAGCUGUGAUUGGCUACAAAGGUUUAACUAUAAAGCAGAUAGAAACCUCUGUAUCAGAAUACAGUGCCAGGUUUCCAGCAAUUGAUGGACACACUGCAUUUUGUGCAGUGGAAUGUAACGUAGACAAAGGAAUGGUAGAUGUCUAUACGACUGAAGAUUGUCUUAAUUACGCCAGUAACCAGGUGAACGAUGUGAUUCGGAAGAAGCGACGUGAACUUGAAGGUUACUCAGAAGUUUUCAUUUCAAAUGUUGGAGGUCUGAAGACGUUAGUUGCAAACGACUUGACAACGAGAUUGAUCCUUCAACCUGGAACAUCUUGCAAGUUUGAUGUCUUUGUGGAGAAAGAAGAUGUGAGCGAAGAGGUUUGUAUUAUUUUGUAUUGAUUUACUAUUAGUGUUGAUCUCUUUCAAAGUUGAUAUAUUGUGAUAUAGCAUCGCACAUUUAGUACAGAAGGUUCAUUAGUAGGGUUCUUAAACUAAGAGGGGCACAAGUUUAUUAGUUGUCAAACUAUUAUGUGUAACUCUCGGUAAAUAAAGUUUCAAAAAAACGGAAGGAGAUCUCAUCACUAGAAUCACAGAACCGCAGGUUGUAUUCCUGCUGGGUGGUUUGUAGUAUAUCACUAUAUGGCUUUUUCCAACUGCUCCCGGCUAGCUCUUUAUAUAUUCCAUGGUGUCCCUGAAAUCUUAAAAUGCUGAAUCCUCCAUUUUUCUAUUAGGAAACCCUAACUAGGAAAUUCUCAGCAUCCCAGAGUACCAUUUCCCGUGCUUUCAUUUCUAUUUCUUUACCAAAAUAAACGUUAUCUUAGUUUCCGCAAAACCUGUUGUGGACACUAAUUGUACAGUACACCACACCGUUAUGUCACGUACAUUGGCACAAAUUAAACAGGAGAAAGCCCUCAAAUAACUAAAGAGAUUUUGAAAGCGCCACGUUGUAACCUGAUUGAUGUAGUUGCGUGGAAUGAAAACAGACAUUGUAGGUUAAAGCUGGAAAAGUUGUGAAAAAUCUGUGAAGGUUGAGAAAAACCAUCUGUAUACGUAUAACAGGGUCAUUAUACUUUUGUUUAGGUCAAUUUUGAUGAGGUUCUUGACAUACUCCGUGAUGCGGGAAAUGUGAUUCAUUAUGCUGCCUGCACCAAUCCGAUGAGUGGACCUAAUUUCAGAUGGGGUGAUGUGACGUACUCUGAUGUUAGCCAAGCCAAGAAAGCAAAUACCCACCUACAUUCUGUUCGAAAUCGAGAUGAAUUGCCGUACAACGUGAGAAGAAUACAACUGAAACCUACCCGUGUUGAAAGUACUGCAUCUCAGAAUUAUACCCAGCCUUCUGGUGUUAAGGUUUUAGUUAGCUGGUUUCCUUUGCCUGCCAGAGAGAAAGCUUACAUCAAGUGUAAGAGUCGAGAUAUCGCUGAAGAAAUAGUUUGCAAUCUCAACCGACAAAUGACAACGAGGUUUUCAAAAAGAUCUUUUGUGCAGAAGUCAGGUGGUGAUAUCGCUGUAUUUGUUCAGGAAACGGACGAUGAAUUUACAGUCAGGAAACAACUUGAAGGUUGUUGUACCACGUCCCAAGUUGAAGACGUCUCGAAAAUUACAGUUCCGUCCAAACCAUCACUCCAUGAGGUAGAUCUUCAAGCAGAGAAAGAAAAAUUGAUGGAAGUCAUGAAAGAUUUCGAAACUGUACAAAUUCUGACACUUUGGGUUGCAAAUUGUAAGAAAGUUCGUGCAUGUGUAGUGUUCGAGGAAUUAAAAAGCGCUCAGGACGUUAUCCUCAAGUUAAAUGAAAAGAGCGACGUGUUGGGAGUUAGGGCGAUGUAUCUGGAGUUGGAGAGUAAGAGAGAAAUCACGUGUGAUGGCAGAUUGUACGACAAGAUAAGGAGGGAAAUCGAAGCACUCAAGAAUGACGAAAUCAUUAUUGAAGUGGAGCCACGUCAGAGACGUAAGAAGAUAAUAAUUACUGGAGAGGACCCUCAGGUUAGUUGUACAAAUAUAAGAUUAUGAAUUGGAAUCCAUUUCAAUUUACGAAAAAUUACAACAAAUGGCGUGGACACACUUUCAUUUAAUAUUAGACGCGCUGCCCGUUUUUGCAACUUUAAUAACGGAUGGAGCAGCUCAUUUGAAGCAUUACCAUAGUUAUACCAUAUAUAAAAUGAGGGUAAAUUAGACCGAAAUAAAAUUUUAUUCUGGAGUCAAAAGGAAGAGCUUCGCAGAUUCGUUUAAACAGAAACGAUCUUGAGUUAAUCUUGCUAUAUAUCUUAUCAAUUUGAUUAACCCUCACAAAGUGGCUAUCAAGUGUAAGUCCUAAGAGUUUGCCAGACGUAAUUUCUUCAAUAUAAGAAAAGUCAGGUCCAAUUAAACAAGAACCUAGAGCUGGAAAUUUGCGCUUGGAAUAUCAUUCGAUUACUCGAAGUCCAUUGAGAGACAUUGGUCAGUUCCUUGGAGAGGCACUCUUGAAUUACAGUUAAGUCAGAUUUAUGUUCUAAAAGUGCAUCAGCAAAAAGAUUCGGAUCAGAGUGCACGAGAGAUUGCGGCAAAUCAUUAAUAUAGAUUGGAACAAAAGAAGGCUGAUCCCUGGGGAACACCAAUAUUGAUAAUUAAGGGGCUGGACAAAUGAUCAUUCAGAUGGACCUGCUGUGUGCGGUUGGUUAGGUAUGAGGCAAACCACUUGCCACUAAUUUCGAAUUCAGUAAUUCCAUAUAAACCAAUUUUUUGUAAUAAAUAUUGUGAUCAACCAAAUCGAACGCUUUAAUAAUCCAUUAAUUUCUCCGUUCUCAAUAUUGUUAAUAAGGUAUUCAUGGACUAUUGUAAGUGAGGAAAGACAUGGAUACUUUGGUCGAAAACCAAAUUGGACUGGUGAUAAAUGGAACUGACCGUUAGAUAACUCCAGUGUGGAUAUACACUCAGAGUAACAUCACAAACGUCAUAUUCACCUGAGUACAUAACACCAAUACAGAAAAAAAUUAAGUAUGCCUUGCAAACAAGAGUCUCUAAGACUUUAGAAAGAAUAGCAAGAAUAAUUACGUUGUAUGUUGCUGCAAGUAUAAUCUGAAUCCAUUUUAUUUUUACAUCUAUUGCAACCACAUGUUCAUUUUGUAUUUUUCAGGUCGUCCAAACUAUCGGAGCUAGAGUAGCAGAUUUAGUAGCCCCUGAGGUCGUGGUGAUCGAAGACGCAGGAGUCGCGAAGCUCUUGUCAAGUGGUUAUGGCCGUGGGAAAGUCAAUCCGAUCCAGAACAAAAACAACGUCAUGAUUCAGAGAAGCAACUUCGGUCGUCGUAUUCAAAUAACUGGCAAUUCAGAAGCUAAACGCCGAGCUCGGACGCAGAUUGAGAAAUUAAUUGAAGACCUGCAGAAAACCACGCAUUUAGAGAUCGAUUUGCGACAUUCAGAUCGACCCGUGGGUGCAAUCCGAGAGAUUUUGAAGCAUUUCGGGAAAGACCUUAACAAACUAGUUGAAGGGGAAGACUGCCAAGCAUCCAUGGAGAUCAGACGUCGAAAACUUAAACUAGACGGAGUAAAAGAAGCUGUCAGUCAAGUUGAAAAUAAAGUAGAAGAAUUUCUUAAAACUUUGCCUAAUUCACGAAGAGCAACAAACGUUGAUACUGAAUGUCCUGUUUGUUUUGCCGACGUUGAAGUUCCGUAUUUUCUCACUUUAUGUGGCCAUACGUAUUGUUCUGCUUGUAUCACGCAGUAUCUUAGCAAUGUUUUUGAUUCAGUAAAGAGUGCUAACAUGUUUCCUCAGAAGUGUAUGUGCGAGGGAUGUGAAUCCCCUUCCAUCAAGGAAGAUUACGUAGCGCUUUUAAAUACAGAACAAAUUCAAAAGCUCUACCAAGUUUCGUUGGAAUGUUUUUUGAUUGGCAACACUAGCUACAAGCCUUGUCCCACACCUGAUUGUUCCUGGGUAUAUGAAGUCACUUCCAGUCCAGGCGUGUUUGCCUGCCCUGAAUGUGACAUUCGUUUGUGUAAGAAAUGUGGAGAUUCAGCUCAUGACAAAUUUGAUACGUGUGAAGCUUAUAAAGCGAGUAAAGAAGGAUUGUCGAAGUCAGAGCAACAAUUGAAGGAAUGGGCGAAAAGAGCAGAUACCCGCGAGUGUCCUAAAUGUUCAGUUAUGAUUGAGAAAAAUAAAGGAUGUUCACAUGUAAAUUGUAGACAAUGUAAUGCACAUAUCUGUUGGAAAUGUGGCGAGCUUUUCAAAACAGAUACGGCAUGUUACAGUCACAUAGAUGUAUGUGAGAAGAAAUAGAUUAUUGACAGAUUUUGGACGUGAUAAUUUUGCAACAAGUAAUGCGUGCGCAAGCUCGUACCCAGGGUCGUGAAAGAAAGAAAAGAGCCUGGGUACGAGGGUGAUGACGAGUGGUGUACACAAUACAGAUUAUUGGAAGAAGUAGUCGCUCUUCUCCUCCGCAGAGGUUUUCAUGCGCUGGAGUUAGUAGAGUAGCAACAGAACCAUACCAACACAGAUAGGAAUUAGGAAAGUCGCUGUUAAUUUCGCCUUAUAUCGUUAUGUAUGUUUGGUGUACAGUGACGUUAGGAUUGUGGUCUGGGGUUGCAAAUGGGUCAAAAUCAAAAAUGUAUUCGUGCGCGAAACAUGACGAACUUUCUCACCUCUUACUUAUCAUCUAGCGCCUUUGAAAAGCCUCUGCGGAGGACAGAGAAUCAUAGUGAUAGAUUUUGAUGUCGCGUUUAUUAAUAACUACUGAUAUUGAAUAUUAAUAUUCAAAUGUCGGUCCAUUAGGGACCAGUCAUAAAGUAUUUACUGGAGGGUGUGGAGGAUAUUUUUGGGGGGUACGAAAAAAACAACAGAACCUCUGGGGGGUACCAAAAUCUUACUAUAGUACUAAAAGUACUAUAGGUACGGAAAAAAAUUACAUUUUAUAAUUAUUGUUGAAUAUUGAAUGUAUUUGUGCCCAAAUUUAAGUUUGGAAAGAAUUGUUUUACUAAUGUCAGAUAAUCCAUCCACGACCUGAGAUCUAUUAGAUCUUUUGACGUUCCAGUUUGUAAAACCAAUCGGUUUAGUAAUAGUUUUAUUAUGGCAUCGAGUAGCAAAACUGAAUAGGUUUUACUCUUCAUUUACCUAUUUUAUAUUCUUAAUAACUUUUGCAUGCUUAUUAUAAACAGACACUUUUGACAAUUUAGUUAAUUAAUUAUAAUACUUUGAUAUAUUUCAAAACUCUAAUUUUUAAUAAUUUUUAAUUGUAAGUAUAAUACGCAAUUCAGCUCAUGGCUGCAAUGUAUUUACCAUUUCUAAAUAAAGUAUAUAAAGUAUAACAUAAGUAGGAUUCAGUAUCCGUGGAACGUUUGGAGUACAAAUCCGAUAUAUCUGAAUUGUCAAUGCUAGCAAGCUCGCACCAUUAGAACUAGGCGAAAUUUUUCGACCGAAUCGAAAUUUUCUUUUGUCUUACAAGCACUCAGAUGGAACUAAACAGAAAUCUUUUGAAUUUGAACAAUAGAAAUUUCGGUUCGAUCGAAAAAUUUCGCCUAGUGGAAAACCGGAAUUAUUGAUAGAAAGGGGACAUGGGGUAUGAAAAUUUUCACUUACAUUGAAGGGGGUUACGAACAUUUUUCCAUAAGUUUUUGGGAGAGUAUGGAAAUAUGUACUUAAAAUUUCAUUUAUCCUCCACCCCCUCUAGUAAUUACUUUAUGACCGGUCCCUUAGGGACAGUUCUUCAAUUAUAUGUAUCUGAUAAUUUUUGGAUCAAAUGAAAACUUGUAAUGAGUAAGACAAUAUGACUUCUACUUCUUAACAUUGCUGAUCAUUGCUGUAUUAUACAGUCUGUAUAUUUCUGAAUUACAUACUCGGUUAGAAUAGAAAACAUCAUGGACACUUAUUUCGUCUUUCAAAUUAAUUUGAUGACUGGGUAAAUAUAAACGUAUUCCCAGUUUACUUCUAACCUUCCUUCUGUCCCAUCCACGGAAUUGAACACUGAAAGUCCCUCAGUACCUGUAGCUAAUAGUCCCAAUAGUAAUACUGUAGCUGAUCCUCUACUGAAGCAAC
This is a messenger RNA of Paramuricea clavata, 12423 nucleotides long. NCBI's taxonomy places the organism in Eukaryota, Metazoa, Cnidaria, Anthozoa, Malacalcyonacea, Plexauridae. The record is from the annotation of a GenBank genome assembly.